CUCGCAUCCCUCUCUCUGCAUUUCUGUAGCCUCUCUCUCUGUCUCUCUCCAAACUGCCAAAGUGCUUCUCUGCCUUCAGCACUCUAUAAAGACUGCAGGGGCUCCUCUCAAACUUUACUGAAAAAAGAAAGUUUGACGAUAUUCGCUUUUUUUUUUUACCUUUAACUUUCUGACUUUGCCGUCUGAGUGCUCGCACUCAUCACUCUGCGCUCUCUCAUUCAGUGUGUCCUGACAACUUUCCUCCUCACUCUGACAGAAGAGUGAGCAAGAAGAAACCGGAGCACGUGACAGUUUCCGGAGUUCAAUUUAUUUAUUAAUUUUCUAUUUAUUUAUUUAUUUGCCUCCGUUUUUCUGCUGGUUUGCCUAUCUCUUGGAUCCGAACCAAUAUGAAAUUGCUGCUCGACUCCUCCUCAUCUCUCCUCUUCUCGCUGCUAUUGGCUCAGCUGCCCGUGUUCACGUCUGCCUCUCCGGUGCCACAGCGGCGACCCAGUGACUUGGAUAAACUGUCCAAUCAGACCAAAAAUCUAAUGAAACUCACCACAGAACUGCUGAAGGAGCAUGCAUUUGACUCAGAAGUGGAGCCCCACAGGUUCAAGUCUCUGCCAGAAAUGAGCAACAGAUCAGCCCAUGACCUCAACAAUCUUGAGCUGAAGCCCACGCUCUCACAGCUUCAUUCCGACCUGAAGCUGUACGAGCACCACUUUGAGUGGCUCAACAGAGUGUCGAAGAAGCACCACCACCCUGCAGUGCCCAAGCUGGUGGAGAUGAUCAGAGAGAUGAAAUCUCUCAUCACUCUGCUGCACCGUCAGAUGCUGAGAGUUGAAGCACCAAGGCUCAGUCCGGCGACCCCCUCCCUCCCCCCUCACCUCCCCUAUCAGUUUGAUGUCCUGCAGUCCACCAAUGAGCUUCUUCAGCACUUCAAGCUCUUCUGUGACUGGGCGUACAGAGCCUUCCUCAGCCUUAAGCCCAAGGUCACUGCAGUCCAAUGAUGAUACAGAAAGUAAAAGGGGGCUGCAGAGCCAGUGAGAAUACAUGGACUUCCGUCCCCAUCAAAAGGGAAACAAGACCAUGUCAGUGUGCACUGUAGUUGACAGCAUCCCUAAAGAGGCCCAAAUAUCAACCUGUGUGUCAGCAUGUGUGUUGAGGAAUGUGUCUUUCCAUCAGAGCCAUUGAGGAUGCACCACAAUGCAGCCAGUUACAACCAUCGAUUCCAGCUCAAGUUCCAGUUUAACUCCAAUGAUUAUGUCAAGAAACCGUCAUGUCAUGACCGUGUUAUUUAUGUAUUUAUUUAUUUAUUGAAUGUUAGUUAUUUAUUUAAUUUUUAUUUAUUUAUCUUAUUUCUGUACUAACGUGAACUCAUUUGCCCACAUUUCUGUAAUCUUUCCCUUUCUCUUGUGUCUCACUGAACCCAAAAACAAAAACAAAAAACAAAAAACAAACACUGUAGCACUUCCUGAACUGAUAGCUCUGAUAAUGACAUUUGUAUAAAUCAGCUUAAUUUACUUUUACAUUUUUAUUUUUCUUCAGAUGAUAAUUCUUCCAGUAGAUGUAGCAUGCAUUUGGGGCAGCCUAGGCCUUCACUAUUCCUUAUUUAUAGGGCCCUUAAAGUAUACGUUUCAAAAGCUCAUAAUGUCAUCUCCAGCCAUGGUAAAAUAUUCCACAUGACACAUUAAUUUAUCAAUUCCUUAUCAAAUUCAUUUUACUUUAUUUCUUCCACGUUAGGAUGGUAUUUGAAGAAAAGCGAAUUCUUUCUUUUGUACCACAGUCACAUUUGUGUUUUCAGUGCCUGCUUCCCUUGUGUUCUGCACGUGGAGGCGUAGUUAACAUUGUGGUAAAGUCAUAUGAAUGUGCCCUGUUGCUAAGCACUGAUGAUUCUGAUUAGAUUCUUUGCACAAACUUGUCGGGAUUGGCCCUUCCUAAGAGUGGGAUGGCUGAUUUUGAACCUGUGCUUUGGUGUAGAAAAGUUUGGGGAUUUUUUUGUUUUUGUUUUUAGUUAAACACCCAAAGCCUUAAAAUACUAUGUAUUGUGACACUAUGUUCUGUACAGGUGUACAUAAAUGUACAAGAAUGUAAAUGUUGUAUACAGUGCUUUUGUGUAUUAUGUCGUUUUCUACAACAUACUGUAGAUGACCAAUUUUAUCACUAUAAUUUUCAUUCAUUCCUAUUCUAGUAUUUGUUACAGUAUUGACUAUUUAUUUAAGUAACUUGGUGGAACUAUUUAUUUUGUGCUGCAGUGGAGCAAGUCUCCUGUCCUUUUGUACUUUUAUACAGUUUUUAUUCUUAUUCGCUAUUAUUAUACCAUCACGUUUAAAUUAUUGUUGUAACAUCAAAAUGCCUCUUACACACACUAAUUGGCCUCAAUGUGAAAUAUGUGCCUUGGUGAAAUAAAAACUUCAGAAUGUG
Molecule: messenger RNA, 2403 nt
Organism: Maylandia zebra (zebra mbuna)
Lineage: Eukaryota; Metazoa; Chordata; Actinopteri; Cichliformes; Cichlidae
Gene: il11a
Product: interleukin 11a
Biological process (GO): positive regulation of cell population proliferation; positive regulation of MAPK cascade
Cellular component (GO): cytoplasm
Molecular function (GO): growth factor activity; cytokine activity
Source: RefSeq, a predicted model, not a curated record